AUGCGUUUCCGUGGGACGUUGGCAAAGGAUGCGCUGGCUGUGCUAUUGGAUGUAGCACAAUCUUUUGCUCGUCUCGGGUCUCAGAAUAAUGCCAAGACCAAUUGUGUCUUCACUUUGACACCCGAGACGCUCUCCAUUGCAUUGAAAUGCGGUGGUACUGAGGAACUUCAGAGCUUUGCACGACUUCAAACGAGGCGACUUUUUCAUGAUUAUGUAGUCCACUCUCAGGCUAAUAAUCACAUUUAUUUUCUAUGUGAUGUACGUCAUUUUCAACAAGCUUUAUCUUCAGGCAAAGAUGCAAGUGCUGUCAUGUUACGGCUUCUUAAACGAGAUGGCAACAACUUUUUGUGUCUUAGGACACGAGCGGUGGAUAUUGAUAUUGUACAGAGUAUUCCUAUUACAGUGAUGGCUAUGAGCACUGUAGAACAUUACAAAGAGCCUAGUGUACCUGCACCACAAAUUGCAAUUGAAAUGCCGCCAUUGAGAGCUCUACGGAGCAUCGUAGAUAGACUUAAGGUCAUGCACAAGACCUUGACGGUGGAAAUUAGCAAGAUGGGUACACUUAUUUUACGUAUUGAUACCCUUCCAGUUACACUACAGACGUUGUUUGCACAUUUGAGAUAUCGUGAGGACUUGGUGGAUGAAGAUGGAGAAGAGGAGGGAGAAAGAUCAAGACAUGAACAUUCAUCGAGUGUUACUGUUGACAGUAAAGUGCUGAGCAAAGCAGUUGUACUGGAUGGACAGUCAACAGACUCGGUAUUGUGCUGUAUUACAGAGAAUAGAGCGAUGGUACUGCACUCUAUUCUUGUGGACGGGUUUGGAUCGUUUACGUGUUACAUUCCAGUGCUUACACCAGAUCUUUAA
This is a messenger RNA of Peronospora farinosa, 864 nucleotides long. Lineage: Eukaryota; Oomycota; Peronosporomycetes; Peronosporales; Peronosporaceae. The record is from the annotation of a GenBank genome assembly.